This is a messenger RNA of Monodelphis domestica (gray short-tailed opossum), 1874 nucleotides long. RefSeq names its product calcium and integrin binding family member 2 (gene CIB2). Lineage: Eukaryota; Metazoa; Chordata; Mammalia; Didelphimorphia; Didelphidae. Gene Ontology annotation, biological process: calcium ion homeostasis. The record is from RefSeq and is a predicted model, not a curated record. Gene Ontology annotation, cellular component: cytoplasm; stereocilium; cell periphery. Gene Ontology annotation, molecular function: calcium ion binding; magnesium ion binding.
AGCUCCGCCCUCUGCUCCCCUCCCCCGAGCUGGAUGGCCUCCAAGGCCCGGACCCCUGGCGCUAGCUGACCUGUGCUAGGAGGCCAGGGGCCCGAGCUGUCCGGACCUGUCCGGAGCUGUCCGGACCUGUCCGGAGCGGUCCCGGGCUGCAGGCGCUCUUCGCCCUGCAACGGCCUCUCUUUCCGCUAAAUCCUGGGCGGAGCCGUAGGUAGCUUGUGGCGUUGGCUGCGGCCGCGGCGGCGGGGGUCCACUGGGAUGAACCUACCGGGCUGACCCCCUACCCCGGCCCUUCAGAUCCUCGCCUUCCUCUCGCUCUCGGAGCGGGCUAUCCGAGCGGGAGGCGGCACCAGGAACACCAGGGGUCCGGACGGGCACUGUCCGUGCUAUUGGGGUCCCCGAGAACCCCAGGCGGCUUCUGAUGGAAGACUUGGCCCGGGCCGAGCCCCGGCUCCGCGGCUAAGAUGGGGAACAAGCAAACGAUUUUCACCGACGAGCAGCUGGACAACUACCAGGACUGUUCCUUCUUCAAUCGGAAUGACAUCCUCAAGCUGCACGCUCGAUACUACGAACUAGCACCAAACAUCGUGCCCAUGGACUACCGAAAGAACCCCAUAGUCACCGUGCCCAUGUCGGUCAUCAUACAAAUGCCUGAGUUCAAGGAGAAUCCCUUCAAGGAGAGAAUUGUGGCAUCUUUCUCUGAGGAUGGUGAGGGGAAUCUCACCUUCAAUGACUUUGUGGAUAUGUUUUCAGUACUCUGUGAGUCAGCACCCAGAGAGCUCAAAGCAAGCUAUGCCUUUAAGAUCUAUGACUUCAACAAUGACAACUUCAUCUGCAAGUCAGACCUGGAGCUGACCCUGGCUCGGUUAACCAAGUCUGAACUGGAGGAAGAGGAGGUGGUUCUUGUCUGUGAUAAGGUCAUUGAAGAGGCUGAUCUGGAUGGAGAUGGAAAACUCAGCUAUGCAGACUUUGAGGACAUGAUUGCUAAAUCCCCUGACUUUCUGAGCACUUUUCACAUUCGGAUCUGAAGCGGACCACUUGAGAUGACUUCAGCUCAGCCCAGCCACCUCUGAAAGGCCUCCAGGACUCCUCUUUUGGAGGGAGAAAAGUUUCUCCAGAUUUGUGUUGAGUUAUGGUCAGCAGAAGAUGUGGCUUCCUGUGGUUUUAUACCUGUGAAAAUUUAUUAUGGCCCUGUUAGCAAAAAACAAUCCCACCAAAACCCAAACCCAAUCACCAAAAAGUAACAGUAACAACUGACCUAGGAGGCUCCCAUCAGUCUCCCGUAUACUCCCAAGAUCUCAUAGCUUUCUCCUCCAUACCAAAGAUACUCUUAACCAACUGGAAUGUUGGGACUGGGAAUAUCUUCAUGGCAUUGAAUCCAUCUGUCUGUCUGUCUGGAAGGGUCACAGGCAGAGAAGCACAUCUUGAUUCUUUCCCUAAGGUUUGCCAAUCUGUUGACUCCACGAUGAAGGCCAAGCUGGGUGUAAAUCUGUCCUGCCUUGGGAAAUGAGACUUCAUCUAUAUUGAUACCUUUUCUUUCCCAAACCUCCUUAAAGAACCAAGAAGAAGGUGGGGGGUGGGGAGAACAUCUUUUAAAAAAACAUAAAAGAGCUUCACUCUACUAAGAAUGAAAUGAUUUCUAAGAAGCAUGAGAGUGAGCACAAAAGAAAAAGAGAUGAAGUUUCAAAUCAGCUAUGCAAUCUUUCUCAUCAAAUGUCUCUAUUCAGCUCUGCCUUUCUCCCUUGACCAGACACUGUCAUCCCCCUCUCCGGGCCUGGCCCGGGACCCACUGCCACUUGCCUCUGGCAGUCAAUGGAAGGGCUCUGUCUCUCUUAUUCUAUCAUUCUUUCCCCCAUUAAAUAUUCUUAUUGAUUUGA